Messenger RNA from Musa acuminata subsp. malaccensis (wild Malaysian banana), 837 nucleotides. The record is from RefSeq and is a predicted model, not a curated record. Lineage: Eukaryota; Viridiplantae; Streptophyta; Magnoliopsida; Zingiberales; Musaceae.
CCUCCUCCUUUCGGCUUCUUACGUUUUCCACACAGUACUUUUAGAAGCUCUCGUCUCCUUCCCCACGCCUCCAUUCCUCGCAAUCAUUUGCCUUUCUCUCUCUCUCUCUCUCUCUCUCUCGCUGCCCCUCCUUCCCUUCGCUCGCUUCAAUGACUAUUUAACUCCUUUGCACCAUCUCACCAUAUAAUUCUGUUCUCUCCUUUGUACCUCUACCAUCAUCUCAUGUGCCUCCACGCCUGCUCCUCGUCUUCUCCUUAGCCCCCUUGGUGGCUUACUUCUUCAUCGUCGACAUCGAACUAUGGGGUUGGAGUUCGACGCCCAGGAAUCGCCACCCCUCGCGCCGAUCCGGACCACCGGGAUCGACGCCAAGCCGGCCGAAGAAGAGGUGUCCGAGUCCACCGACAACGGAGAGGCGGAGUGCGUUACACCAAAGUCGGAACAGCCCGUGUGCCAGCCGGCGCUCCCACCGGCCCCGAGGAAACCCCGGCCGGCGAAGAGGAAGCUCGGGCCUCCACCCAAGGGUUACUACCCCGUCCCCAGCGACCUCGCCUCGGUCUUCAUCCCGCUGCCAUGCCCUGGACGCAAGAAAAUUCGUGCCGGCUGAUCGAGUCCUCCCAGAGAUCUUGUAAUUUCUAUAUCUCUUCUCACGACCAAGACAACAUCUUUCCAUCCUUUUCUUCCUUGUGAAAAUAAUACAGUGUGUCCUUAAAAUCAUGGUGACGACAUAUAUAUCGUUAUUAUACGUGGCUUGUCGAGCGAUGUAUAGUUGUUGUCCAUUUUAUCCAAAUAAGGGAUUUAGCUGUUCGCAUUUCAAUCAUGGGUUUCUUUCAGAAUCAA